This is a messenger RNA of Tilletiopsis washingtonensis, 1986 nucleotides long. RefSeq lists its product as hypothetical. The record is from RefSeq and is a predicted model, not a curated record. The coding region runs from base 406 to 1749 and encodes 447 amino acids. NCBI's taxonomy places the organism in Eukaryota, Fungi, Basidiomycota, Exobasidiomycetes, Entylomatales. The transcript has 13 exons.
GUCGUGUCGCCGCCAUCUCGUCCUCGACGACCCCGAUGAGGGACACUUGACCUGCCAGAUCCAGGAUAUCGCUCCGCCCGCGAGCAAGGAGCACGCAUACGUUCCAGAUGGGGCCGGCGAAGACGCUGCGAAGCGGCUCGCCGAGGCCGAGGCAACCUCGCGCCUUGAGCUGCGAGAGCUCGGCCAGCCGGCGCAGGUCCGGCCAGCUUGUUCGUCGCCAGCGCCUCACAUCCUCUGCGAUGGCAGCCCGCCUCCUUCUCUCUGCCCCUCACUCCCUCUCCCCUCUCCCUCUCUUCGCUCCGCGCUCGUGCAAACGCUGUGAUCCUUCAGUGGACACAAGCCUGGCCCGGUGCCGCUUCUUCCUCCUUUCCUUAGAUCGACCAGCAAGUCGCAAAGCUGGCCGACAUGGAGCUCUCUCCUGCCACGACGCUGAGCUGGCCGCGCGAUGCCGACUACACGCUCGACGAGGCGUAUGCCGCAGUGCAGAGCAUGAUGUGGUCGCUCUUCUUCGGCCUGCUCUUCGCGUGGGCGCUGUCGGCCAUCCUGACGCUCCAAGUCUACACGUACUUCACGCGCUUCGCCGAGGACCGCCUGGUGCUCAAGUGCUUCGUCGGCCUGCUCGCUGCAAUCGAGACGGGCGCACUGAUCUUCAUCACGAUUGCGGGCUACAAGAGCAUCAUCGUCGACUGGGGCCACCUCGGCCGCUGGGACGGCAAGACAGCCGGUCUGAUCCUGCUGAACGUGAUGGUCUCGGCGCUCGUACACGCCCUGUACGCCUGGCGGCUGUGGCAUCUGAUGAGCACGACGCUGCGUGGCCUGCUCGUCUGUCUCAGCAUCGUGAUCUGCAGCGUGCUGGGCAUCAUCGUCUGCGCCUGUGUCGUCGCGCUGCGCCUGUACACGGGCGAUGCAGCGUUUGAGUCGAGCAGUCAGCUGCCUCUGCAGCACAUAUGGCUCGCCUUCACUACGAUCGCAGACGUGAUCACAUGCGUGGCGAUGUACAGCCGCUUCGCCGACAUUCGCACGACAGGCUCGCACAGCACGAUCAUGCAGAGGAUCAUCUUGGCGCUCAUCCCAGGCGGGCUGCUGGCGGCCAUCCUCACCGUCAUCCUGAUCAUCGUCGAGGCCACGGUCGGCAAUGUCAGCAGCACUCUGAGCCGCAACCUAACGCUCGACCGCGAGCUCACUCUCUUGCUCUGCGUGCUGCACCUGAUCUACAGCAACAGCGUCGUUCUCUGCUUCAAUCUGCGCGCCAAGCGCAGCAAGUACACGGUCGGCCUCUUCGGCGAGCAUCGUAAGUCGCCGCUGCAGGUCAAGAUCGUCACGCAGUCGACUCGCUAUCCGCCAUCGAUGGGCAACGAGUCGGAUCAGCUGAGCGGCACGGGCACCGACAUGGUUCCCACAACGCCCGACUCCAGUCUCGGCCACGGCAAGAAGAGCUACCUGCAGCGCGUCGACAGCGAGAACAGUCCUGCGUGUCCGUCCAGCAGCCCGCUCGCCGUGCCCGUGCGCAGCGGCAACGGCCUGCCCAAGGUCGUGUCGACGGGCGAGAUGAGCCUGACGGAGCGCGAGAGCGGCAAUCGCCGCGAGUCAUCGCGCCGCACGCAGCAGGGCGCCAGCCUGGGCACGCAGCACUCGCGCGGAUCGGCCACGAGCCUGCCGCAGAGCUUCGAGCUCGACGAGCGCUGCUCCAGCGACCUCGAGGCGGCCAAGACGCGAGACGGCACGCUGGUGCCGACGCUCAGCUUCUGAGUUCUGGCUUCACCGCCAUCGCCGGACCCCAGCCGCACCUCUACAUACCGCAGUCCUCCUUCUCGUCACUAUGUCCUGGCCCGUUUCCCACUCCUGUCCGACUCCUCUCGUCGCUACCCACCGCUCGCUCGCGGCCGGCGCACCCCGCCGCCAGGCCCCCGGCUUGAGCCUUCUCUCCUUCUCGAAGCUGUCACCUCGCGCUGUCGCUCAAGCACAGCCCAUUCGCCGGCGGAUGUC